Molecule: messenger RNA, 954 nt
Organism: Aspergillus pseudonomiae
Lineage: Eukaryota; Fungi; Ascomycota; Eurotiomycetes; Eurotiales; Aspergillaceae
Product: putative MFS transporter
Exons: 2
Coding region: 219-869 (216 amino acids)
Biological process (GO): transmembrane transport
Molecular function (GO): transmembrane transporter activity
Source: RefSeq, a predicted model, not a curated record
CCCGAUAUACAAUCGUGCUGACUGCCGUUUGCUAACAAAUCUUCAUCGAUCAGGUCAAUGGCGUCCAGUUCAUCUUGUAUCUCUUUCUGGGACCAGAAACUCGGUAUGUUGGCAGCAAUGUCGACCCAAAUCAACCUGCGUGGAAGAGAGAGUAUCUUUCACUCCGUCGGAUCGACCCGACUCCUUUCUCGUGGUGGGAGUUCGUUAAGCCUCUUUCCAUGGUUAUGUAUCCCUCUGUUAUGAUCCCAGCCGCGGCGUACGCAAUGGUCUUCUUAUUGAGCAACGUGUUGGCCACCGUUGAAGUGCCAGAACUGCUCCAGGAAAAGUUCGAGCUGAACACCGAGCAACUCGGUUUGCAGUUCCUGGGUCCCAUUAUCGGCUCCGUCAUUGGCGAGCAAUUAGGAGGCACCCUGUCAGACGUCUGGAUGAACACACGAGCAAAGAAGAUCCAGCGGAAGCCCGAGCCCGAGCACCGUCUAUGGCUCAGCUACAUCGGCUAUAUCUGUUCCAUUGUGGGUCUGAUUGUCUUCCUUGUGUGCACUCAGGAAUCUGCGACAGGCCACUGGAACGUAGCACCUAUCAUCGGUAUCGCCAUUGGAGCCGGCGGUAACCAGAUUGUAACCACCGUCCUUGUCACGUACGCCGUGGACUGCUAUCCCACCGAAGCUGCCAGUGUCGGAGUGUGCAUCACGUUCGUUCGACAGAUAUGGGGUUUCUUGGGGCCAUUUUGGUUUCCGCCUAUGUUUGAAACAGUCGGUGUGGCAGCGAGUGCAGGUGUUGGGUGCGCUCUCAUCGUGGGCGUCAGUGUUAUUCCGACCCUGUUCCUUCACUUCAUGGGUCGGAAAUGGCGUCCGGACAUCCACACAUGAAUCUAAAGUUAGUAUUUGUCUCGAUAGAUGAUUCGGUCAGAUGCAUUAGAGUAUAGAAUAGACUGGGAAUCCUUGGGUGUGAAUU